Messenger RNA from Suillus fuscotomentosus, 660 nucleotides. Its product is annotated as VTC domain-containing protein. The transcript has 6 exons. Bases 1 to 660 code for a protein of 219 amino acids. The record is from RefSeq and is a predicted model, not a curated record. NCBI's taxonomy places the organism in Eukaryota, Fungi, Basidiomycota, Agaricomycetes, Boletales, Suillaceae. Gene Ontology annotation, cellular component: vacuolar transporter chaperone complex; fungal-type vacuole membrane.
AUGACCUGGUCCGCACUCGAGGAUAUCCUGUACAGGGCGAUUCAAGCGCAGGGGAACCAAAGCGCCUUUGUGCAUCCAGAUAACCUGGUUCCACUAAAACUGGCUAUUUUACGACAUCUACCCGUUCUCGUCUUCAAUGCCGAAAAGGAAUUCGAACAGAAGGAUGCUGCCAUUACUUUGACAUACUUCGACAAUGAAGAUCUUGAACUUCACCUCGGUCGACUGGAGAAGACAGAGGGUGCUGAAGCUAUCCGUCUCCGGUGGUACGGUGAUACAGACGUGAAAACGGCCAGUAUUUUCGUGGAGCGUCAGACCCACAGGGAAGACUGGACAGGUGAAAAGUCCGUCAAGGCGCGUUUUCUGAUCAAAGAAAAUCUCGUGAACACUUUUCUGCGUGGAGAAUAUACCAUGGAUGCGGAGCUCCAGGCUCUAGUUGAAAAAGGCAAGAAGACACGAGCCGAAGUCGAUUCCAUGAUUCAGCUUGCAAGCGAAGUUCACUCCAAGGCACUUGUUCAUGUUCUAGGAGGCACAGACCUUCGAGGUAACGAUACCACGGAAGAACAUCGGAUAAGGGCGCUGGAAGCUGCCACAGCGCGUCUUAGGAACGAAGAACUAGAGCGGAGCUGCGGGACUUCUGGACCGCAGAAGCAAUCUGGUUGA